Molecule: messenger RNA, 2861 nt
Organism: Gadus morhua (Atlantic cod)
Lineage: Eukaryota; Metazoa; Chordata; Actinopteri; Gadiformes; Gadidae
Product: store-operated calcium entry regulator STIMATE
Exons: 9
Coding region: 108-1037 (309 amino acids)
Biological process (GO): chondrocyte proliferation; activation of store-operated calcium channel activity; chondrocyte differentiation
Cellular component (GO): cortical endoplasmic reticulum; membrane; nucleus
Molecular function (GO): calcium channel regulator activity
Source: RefSeq, a predicted model, not a curated record
AUGACGUAUGUCAACAGGAGCAGCACCGCUGCUAGCAGCUGGAUCCAUGAGCUGGAUUGGUGAUAAGCGACUGCAAAAUAGUUUUUUUUUUCUUAAACAAUGUGAACAUGCUUUUUUGGACAACUACAAAAGUGGUUGGAGACCUGGCUUUACCUGGGCCAGGUGUACAGGGCCUCUCCGCAAUGUCCUCCAACACAUCGGCGCCCGCCAGUCCCAUGCCAGGUGCGGACAACAGAGGGUGUGAAAACGGUGCGCUAAUGGACUCUUUGGGGAUUUUCCUGCAAGGGCUUUUAGCCGUCCUGGCCUUCAGCAUAUUGAUGUUGAAACGCUUCAGGGAGCCCAAGCAUGAACGAAGGCCCUGGAGGAUCUGGUUCCUGGACACCUCUAAACAGGCCAUCGGGAUGCUGUUCAUUCACUUCGCCAACGUUUACCUGUCGGACCUCACCGAGGAGGAUCCCUGCUCUCUAUAUCUCAUCAACUUCCUUCUGGAUGCGUCGUUGGGGAUGCUGCUGAUCUACGCCGGGGUGAGGGCCGUCAGUGCUGUGGUGGAGUGGAGGCAGUGGGACUCUCUGCGCUUUGGAGAAUACGGAGAGCCGGUGCAGUGUUCUGCCUGGGUGGGUCAGUGUGCUCUCUACAUCCUCAUCAUGAUGUUUGAGAAGGUCGUCAUCAUGCUGGUCCUUCUCAUCCCCCAGUGGAAGAAGUUGUCCCUCCUCAACCCAAUAGAUAAUCCUGACCUCGAGUUAGCCAUCGUCAUGCUCAUUGUUCCGUUCUUCAUCAACGCCCUCAUGUUCUGGGUGGUGGAUAACUUCCUCAUGAAGAAGCACAGGACAAAAGCCAAGCUAGAGGAGCGAGAUGAGGACCUCCGGGGGAGCAGCAAGGUGCGGUACCGGCGGGCCCUGUCCCACGACGACUCGGAGUCCGAGAUCCUCUUCUCAGCCGACGACGAGAUGGACGACUCGGACGAGGACGACGUGCGGCGUCUGAGCGGCCUGAAGACGGUGAAGAAGAAGAAGCAUCGCAUGGGGAUCCCUGUUUGACUCGCCAGCCUGAGCCUCACCCAGACUGGCCUGGUACUCGCUCACCACACGCCUCACACCACCACCACGAUUCCUGCUUGUAGCUGCCUGGCCGGGGGGAAGCCUUUGGGUUGGGGGAGGGUUCCCGGCCCCCAAGGUAGCGUACUUGCAGGUCCUGUGAGCAAACGGAACCGGUGGAAUACUGCUUCCCCUGGCACACUACAGCACUCCUGCACAAACAGUCUUAACUCGGAUGCAAGACUUUGGCAAACAUUUGCGGUACAAUGGAUGCGUGGUGUGUUUUUAUUUAGUCUGCCCCUCAUUGGCUGUGUCUUUAUCGGUUUACUGUUGGUUUGUUCCUGAAUGCCAACUUGUAAUAUCAUUGUUUUGUUUUAACACUGGUGUAUUGUCAAGACAUAGGAAAGAGAAUUGUGUGUGUGUGUGUGUGUGCGUGUGUGUGUGUCCAUUAUUCAUUAUGUGACAUUCAAUAUUUUUAAACGGUCGCCCUAGUGAUUGUAUAAAUUAAUUAUUAUAUUAACUGUUUCCUGUAAAUGGAACACCACCACAGCUGGUGUUGUGUGUGUUUAUAUUUGUGUGUGCAUGUGUUUGUGUGUGCAUGCGAGUGUGUGAAAGUGGACCAACAGGGAAACCAUAUUGUACGUAUUUAAGCAUAACCUCCGAAUGUUAGGUCAUAUAUACAUGGCCCUAACCUUUUCAAACAAUACUAAAUCUACAGCUUAUGGUGUGUAUGUAUUGUGUUGAUGUAUGCAACACCUAUCUCUACUCUUUGUAUAGCUAGGCCAUUAAUUCAAAAUAACACUUGAUCUUUAAAUGUUGCCCAUUUAUCGCAGUGGUUGAUUUUGUUGUUCAAGCAAGAAGGCUGAACAAUUUUGUGUCAUCCUAAAGGUACACUCUUUCAUUCCUCUCUCUGGCUCUUCACGGUUUACCAGACAGUAAGGUUUAUGUCUCCAUCUUUGAUUCUUUGCUCGUAUUGGGGUUGUUUUUGGUAUAAUUUGUGCCCAGAAGGCGACCUUGCCUCUUGCAGCAAGUGUUCUUUGUCGUUGUUGUCCCGGUGUAGGAUUAUAUGGGACCCACUGCACACCUUCCCAUUCGUUAUGUUCAAUGUUUUAGUUUUUCCUCAUGUUUCCUUGUUAGUUUUCACCCCAUUUGCUCUUUGAUCCGACCACGUGCCUCCGUGAGCUCACUGUGUGCGUGUGUUUGACCAGGCGAUGGAUCAGAGGCCCUGGCCCGGUAUGCAGCAAGUCCACAGGUGCUCACGUUCACAAUGUUACAGAAGCACACACUUAAAAAUGGUUGGGUUGCUAGGGAUCAGCCUUUAAACAAAAGUUCAGUGCGUGGGCGCGUGUAUGCAGGUUUGUGUGUAGGCAUGUGUAAGCGUGUUUGUGUGUAGGUGUGUGUAUGCGUGUUUGUGUGUGGGCGCGUGUAUCCGUGUUUGUGUGUAGGCGUGUGUAAGCGCGUUUGUGUGUAGGCGUGUGUAAGCGUGUUUGUGUGUAGGCGUGUGUGUGUUUGCCUCCUUUGUAUACAAGUGUUAUGCAAAAGUGUUACGAGCUAGUGGCUGGUCCUUCCAAAAAGAAAAAAAGGGUGACAAACGGCAACUGUGAUGACUAAUGAUGUAGUGAUGUCAUUAUGAUGCUGUUGGGCGUUUGAAUGAAUGCACUUUUAAUGGUAAAACAUCGACAUGGUCCACCAUUACCAUGAGCUCAAGUAGGUCAAAGAGGGCUUUUGUAUUUUGUGAAAUACAAAUGCUACACUGUAAAAUGUACUGACAAAUAAGACUCUGAUCAUCAUUAUAUAUGCUUUUCCAAUAAAUAAUCUGAAACCUGA